AAUCAUACCUCUCUGCAAACAUCAACUUCUUAAAUAUAUCUAUCUUCCUAGGCCUUGGAAAUUAACUAACUGAGAGCUUCCAUCAUAGUGUAAACAAAAAGGGGCAACAGUUCUUGCUUCAAAUGCCUUUACACCAGGAAGAAAUUGAACCGUGCCCCAUCAACUAGAACCACAAAGGAAGUACUAGAUCCCCCAUUGACCAUAAUCACACAGGAUUUAGUGAAAAUACAGGCUUGAAUCCAGUUGGGCCACUGAAGACAAGAACCAGAUGUUUUAAGACAGUUGGAAGUUUUCUCCAUAUCUAGUUUUUUUUUUUUGAAAUAUUCUCCAUAUCUAGUUUUUUUUUUUUGAAAUAUUCUCCAUAUCUAGUUUAAAAAGAUGCAUUUUCUUGUCAUCUUUAAUGAAUGAAUCCACAAUCUAAUCAGUUGUGAAGUCUGCUCCCUGACCCCACAAUGCCCCAACAAAAGCAUUAUGAGAAUCCACCACCCGCACCAGCCAGUACAUUAUCCAGCCUCCUUGCUAGCACCUUGGCAAUAAGCAGCUUAUAUAGAUGUACCCUUCUCUGGCCAAGUUAUCUAACUCUAAUCAUAAUCGAAGGUGACUCUUCUUCUCAACUUCUUAGCCGCUCCGAAAGUAUAGAGAUGAUCCAUCUGUUGCUCAUCUCACCACUGAACCAUAUCAUUGAAGUCAGUAACUUUCAGUCACUUGUUUUCAAAUUUGAAUGAGUAUAUGCUUCAUCAAAUGCCAUUUGCUUCUUGAUAUAAAGGAAAAACGGUAUGAGAUGGUUCUUGUAAGAAGCUAUCUGAGCAGACUGAAAACCUACGAUUCAAAACAAGAAGACACCUGGCAAGAAUGAGGGCCUCUCCCUCAUAUUAGAUCACAUCCAUCUGCUCUGGCUGAAGGGAAAAUCAAUAAGAUUGUGCCUAUGAAGAAAAAGAUUUAAACUCGUCUGUGCAAGCUUGGGAAAAUUGUGUGGAAAUGCUUUUCCUAUUAAGUAUCGUCUUGAAGUCUCUCUGGUCCACCCAUGGAAAAUUCAUAUGCAUUAUAUCGGUCUCCUGAUCAUCCCAUAUAGUCUUCUUUCAACACCCUUCCCUUUUCUUUUGAUCCCAGUAAACAUUUAGCAGCAUCCAAAAGCUCUAACCAUUGGAAUGCAUGAAAUCACGUAUUUGCUUCCAUGGCUAUUAUCAAAAUACUUCAUGAAGCACUAAUUGUUGGGAAAUUACACUACCCAAAAUCUAUUAUUCUCCACAGCCGACAAGCUAAAGACUAGUGUUUAAGACAACUUGUUUACUUGCAUCAAGAAGGAUGAUAAGAACUCUUUCAAAUUAAAAAUGUGUGGCCUUGUUAAAGAUGGCAUGGGUGCUUUCAUGUGGAAUUAUCAUAUGUCUCCCGCCUCAUUAAUUUUUGUAAUAAUUUAAUAGGUUGCUUCUGAUUACAAGUCUGCUUCAUUCGUCCAAGAUGUUAUGGAUAGGAGAAGGAUGCAGUCAGAGACUCUUUCAGCUGUAUUUGAGACAUAUUUUCGCAUUCUGAAGAAUACACUGCAGUCAACUGAAGGCAGUUUAGAAGCAGAUACUAAUUUAACUGCUGGUACAUUUGGGUCACGCCCAUUGCUUGCUCCAUGUCUGAAUGGAUUAGGAAAAUUGUCUCAUCUGAUUGACUUAGAUUACAUAGGUGAUCUUAUGAAUUAUCUGAAAAGGCUUGCUUCUGGAAAUAGCAGCUGUAACAGUUCCCAGAAAUGUUUAAAACAAUUGACUGUAUCUGAACGUCUCCACUGCUGCAUUGUUGCUUUUAAAGUGAUGAGGAGCAAUCUUGAUGCCUUGAAUGUGGACCUACAGGAAUUCUUUGUCCAGCUUUACAAUCUUAUACUUGAGUAUAGACCUGGAAGAGACCAAGGUGAAGUGUUAGCUGAGGCUUUGAAGAUUAUGUUGUGUGACGAUAGGCAACAUGACAUGCAAAAAGCCGCUGCAUUUGUAAAACGGUUGGCCACAUUCUCAUUAUUCUUCGGGUGUGCGGAAUCCAUGGCUGCUUUGGUGACUUUAAAGAAUCUUCUUCGGAAAAAUGUCAAGUGCCGGAAUCUAUUGGAAAAUGAUGCAGGAGGUGGCUCAGUGUCUGGUUCAAUUGCGAAAUAUCAGCCAUAUGCCACAGACCCCAAUUUGAGUGGUGCACUUGCUUCUGUCCUUUGGGAACUGAAUCUCUUAUGCAAGCAUUAUCAUCCAGCAAUUUCAACCAUGGGGUCCACCAUUUCAACCAUGAACACGUCUCAUAAUCAAGUUUACCUCUCCACUGUAUCUCCUCAACAGGCGUUUAUGGACUUGUCAUUGGAACGAGAACCAUUCAACCCAAAGAAUGGUAUCGUAAGAUCAAACAAGAGAACAAAAGCUACUGUAUCUUCCAUGUCUUCUAAUGCUACUGAAUGUUCAGUUGAUGAGAAAGAGUUGAGCAAGAAGCUCGCUGAGCAUUUCAUACUUGUUCGUGACAUUGCCGAGAAAGAGAGAUUGCGGAGUGAAUUGGAUGCAGCUACUGCAUCCCUGCAGUUAUACGAAGAAUACAUGAAGCAGAAAAAGAAACCAAGAAGGUCGAAAACCAAGGAAAAGUUUUGAAUGUACUUUGAAAAAUAUUUUGACCAGGAAAUUUUGAAAAUGAAGUCCAGCUCUAAUUCUUCAUAAUCUUCUCUCCCUCUUUUUCUGAGUUAUUAUUUAACGCAUACUGUAUUGAGGCUUACUACAAGAUACUGGUAACAGUCAUGAAUGAAGUGGGAAAAUUGUUGCCAGGAACCUGGCUAUCUGAGAAUGAUGCUGCCUGAUGGAGUAUCUUAAUUCAAA
Messenger RNA from Carica papaya (papaya), 2822 nucleotides. NCBI's taxonomy places the organism in Eukaryota, Viridiplantae, Streptophyta, Magnoliopsida, Brassicales, Caricaceae. The record is from RefSeq and is a predicted model, not a curated record.